AUGCAGUCAAUCCGAGGUGACUGUGCAGUGAGGAGUGACGAACAGCAGUAUCUUAUCGUUGGAGCCGAACUGGAGUCAAGGCCAAAGUGCAAGGCGACACGGCAGGAUUCAUCAAGAGCGCGGGACGACUUGGCCAUGCAGCUGGACACGAAGGCGCCACGCCGCUCGCCAAUGCGGUGGUUCGCAGCGCGGUGGGGGCAGUUGUGGUGUCGGGAAGCGCCCGAAAUCCGAAUCGCCCUCGCCGCUGCUGCUGUUGCUGCCGUAGGGGACUGA
Phytophthora nicotianae INRA-310 is the source of this 273-nucleotide messenger RNA. RefSeq lists its product as hypothetical. The coding region runs from base 1 to 273 and encodes 90 amino acids. The record is from RefSeq and is a predicted model, not a curated record. The transcript has a single exon. NCBI's taxonomy places the organism in Eukaryota, Oomycota, Peronosporomycetes, Peronosporales, Peronosporaceae.